GUCGUUGUUGUUUUGGCAGCUGCCUUGCUUUUUGUUGUUGUCGACUGACAAACAAGUGUUAAAAACUAUUUGUGGUGCAAUAUUUUCCGCAAUUACCGCUCGACCAGCGUCUUCGCCACUUGCCAGUCGUCUCAAAAUUGCUUCAAUUGUAGCUACAAAAGCAACCAAACAGCGGUGGUAGCAGGGAACAAACCCAAUCAGGUGAACAAAUAAUUUAAUCUCCUUGAGAUUGCGGGACUUAACCGCGCCAACGGAGGCUAUCAAUAUAGGACUGAAAUGAGCCAGAGACAGAGUCAGAGCCAGGGCCAAGGCCAGCCGGAGCAGAAGGAGGCAUCCAAGACAGAGGUGGACGAGGCAGCAGCAGCUAAAGGCAGCGCCAAGCAACAGCUGGAGACCUAUCGGGUGUACGUGGUCACCUGGAAUGUGGGUAGUCGCUUUCCCGACAACAUCUCGCUGCGCCAGCUGCUGGGGCUGCAGGACGUGAAUGAUGACACCACCAGCAGCAAGGACCAUCUGCCGGAUAUCUAUGCCAUUGGCCUGCAGGAGGUCAACGCGCAGCCACAGCAACAGGUGCUGGGCCUGUUCAAGGAGGAUCCGUGGACGCACAAGGCCAAGGAGCUGUUGCGCGCUUACGAUUACGUUGCAGUAAAGACGGAACAGAUGCAGGGGCUCCUCCUCAGCAUGUUUGUGCGGCGCCAGCAUGUCGAGCAUUUGCAUGACAUCGAGGCGGAGUUCACGCGCACCGGCUUCGGCGGCAUUUGGGGCAAUAAGGGCGCCGUGAGUGUCCGCUUCACCCUCUACGGCUGCGGACUGGCCUUUGUGGUUGCCCACUUGGCUGCCCACGAUCAUCAGCUGGAAGAGCGAAUCGAGGACUAUCGUCAGAUAUUGGAGAACCACCACUACCAUGUGAAGCGUUAUCGGGAGAUCUACGAUCACGACUAUGUCUUCUGGUUUGGAGAUCUCAACUUCCGGCUGCAGGGUGGCGACUCAGCCACCGAGGUGCGCGAUCUGGUGCGGGACGAGGCCCAGCAUGAGGCUCUAAUCCAGCGAGAUCAGCUGUACCAAGUACGCGAACAAACACAGCAGGCCUUCCAGGUGCUGCACGAACGCCUGCCCGCCUUUCCGCCCACCUUCAAGUUCCGUGAGGGCACCUCUGACUACGAUCUGAAGCGACGUCCGGCCUGGACGGACCGUAUCAUGUACGCCGUUCAGCCGCUGAACAGACAGCCUGGAAUGCAGCUAUCAAUAGAGCAGUGCUCGUAUAAGUCGCACCCGGUGUACACCAUCAGUGAUCACAAGCCGGUGACCAGUGACUUCACGCUGAAGAUGUAUCCCAACGUUCGGGUAGCGGGCGUGGUCUUCUCUCCGCUGAGUGUCUGGCGAAUUGGGGAUGAGAACACCGUGGAGUAUCGCAAGCAGGCCGAAUUCGAUGAGGGCCCCAACGAUUGGAUCGGCAUCUAUCCUCUGGAAUAUGCCAGCUUGGCGGAUUAUGCCGCCUACGAGUACGUGAAUCAAGCGGAAUCGCCCUCAUCAUCCGAUUCCAAUCACGAGCCCGAUCAUUUCGAUACGCCAUCGCAUCACCGUCGGGGGCGGCAUCAUCACAAGAAUCGGCAGCGGCUGAGGCGACACCAAGAGGCCAAUGCCCAAGAGCAGGUGCGCCUGGAUUUUGCCGACGAUGUGGAGCUGCGACAUGGCGAGCAGUAUGUGCUGAUCUACUUCCGGAGCACAGGAAUCAGGGGCGUUACAAGCUUAGCGGGCAUCAGCGGCGCUUUUGUGGCGGAGAAGCGACACGGCUCACCUCACCGAACGGAAUACCAUGUAGACUAGCUGGCCGAGGCCCUGGACAUCUUCAUACUUUAGUCCCAAUCCUUCCCCUGCUAUAUAAUGUAAUCUUUAUUGACUCUGUUAAGUUUGCCUUGUUUGUAUGCCUGUUGAUAUACAUACAUAUAUAGUACCAUAUACAGCCCCACCCCACAGAUAAAUAUGUUUUAUGUGUAAUAAUUGUACAAUUAGUUAA
Drosophila serrata is the source of this 2017-nucleotide messenger RNA. RefSeq names its product inositol polyphosphate 5-phosphatase K. Lineage: Eukaryota; Metazoa; Arthropoda; Insecta; Diptera; Drosophilidae. The record is from RefSeq and is a predicted model, not a curated record. Gene Ontology annotation, biological process: phosphatidylinositol dephosphorylation. Gene Ontology annotation, cellular component: plasma membrane; ruffle; cytoplasm. Gene Ontology annotation, molecular function: phosphatidylinositol-4,5-bisphosphate 5-phosphatase activity.